Branchiostoma floridae (Florida lancelet) is the source of this 1957-nucleotide messenger RNA. RefSeq names its product CDP-diacylglycerol--glycerol-3-phosphate 3-phosphatidyltransferase, mitochondrial-like. The transcript has 11 exons. Gene Ontology annotation, molecular function: CDP-diacylglycerol-glycerol-3-phosphate 3-phosphatidyltransferase activity. The record is from RefSeq and is a predicted model, not a curated record. Bases 55 to 1842 code for a protein of 595 amino acids. Gene Ontology annotation, biological process: cardiolipin biosynthetic process. Gene Ontology annotation, cellular component: mitochondrion. NCBI's taxonomy places the organism in Eukaryota, Metazoa, Chordata, Leptocardii, Amphioxiformes, Branchiostomatidae.
AGUGGUAUCGCCCAUCACUGCUACUAGUAUCUUAGGUCAAAGGUCACAAACAACAUGGCGCUGUCAUUAGUGAAUGUCCGGUCAUUGCUGUGUCGUUCGGCAAAUACAGGCACCAAAGGCUUUAUGUCGUCACCUAUCCGAUUAAGAAGGAGUAUACGACUGAGCAAUUGCUUGAGCACAUCGCCAUAUUGCUAUAACCACAGCAGACUGAGUAGCAGGGAGAGGACAGAGGCCUUUGCGUGGCUGGGAGACCUCGUCCCUGUGUUUGGAACUACAGGGAAUAAAGUAUCCGUCCUUCAUGACCCCACAGUAUUCUUCAAUGUUCUCAAGGGUAGAAUAUGGACAGCAGAGAAGAGAAUAGUGCUGUCCUCUUUAUAUCUGGGGAAUGGACCCCUGGAGCAGGAGCUGGUAGCAGCUCUUCACACCCAGCUGGAGAGAGUUCGUGACCUCCAGGUGACUGUGCUGCUGGACUACACUCGCGGCUCCCGUGGUACAAACAACUCACGUACUCUGCUGCUGCCUCUCCUGCAAAACUUCCCUGACAGAGUACAGGUGAGCCUGUACCACACUCCAGAUCUGCGUGGUCUGCUGAAGGCUGUUGUACCAGAACGUUUCAAUGAGACCAUCGGUCUCCAGCACAUGAAGAUCUACCUCACUGACAACUCUGUCAUCAUGAGUGGUGCCAACUUGAGUGAGAUCUACUUCACCAAUCGGCAGGACCGUUACAUAGUGCUGCACAACAUUCCCCUGCUGGCGGACAUGUUGGCAAAUUUGGUGUCCUGUGUUGCCUCCUUCUCCUUCCAACUGUGCCGAGACAACUCAGUCACCCUGCACCCCAGCUUCAACAUCCACCCAUAUAAAGAUGACAUAGACAAGUUCAAAAGUGAGGCCCGCAGAAGAGUGAUGGACCUUCUAAAGCCAGGAUACUUUACAAAACUGUCAGAUCCCUUCUUCACAGAUGCACCCUUCCGUCACAGGAAGAAGGUGAUAGGUUGGAAGAGAGAGUUACGAGAAAGGAGUAUCCAAAUCUAUGAUGGGGAUGAUUACACAAGUCAUUACGAAGUGGAGGGGAGAGAUGAGGAAAGUGAUGAAGAAAUGCAACUGCUCAUACAACAGGGGGCCUGGGUCAUGGUUGACACUCGUACUAAGGAGAAAACAGUAGUGCAUCCUGACAGCUCAAACGUUACGCAAUUGAAACGCACAAUUUACGUGGACACUUGGAUCUGCCCUCUGGUGCAGAUGGGUCCCCUGGGAGUGUGGCACGAUGAGAUGGUCACCAGGAGACUGCUGCGGACGGCUCCCAAGGAGUCAGAACUGCUGCUGGCUUCAGGUUACUUCAACCUGACGGAGGACUACAUGAAUGUCAUGCUGCAGGCUGAUGCUGACUUUAAUAUCCUCAUGGCCUCCCCUCAGGUAAAUGGUUUCUACGGUGCUAAGGGCAUUGCGGGCAGCAUCCCCACAGGGUACACCUACAUCGCUAGGGAGUUCCAUCGCCGGGUGUGGCAGCAGGCGCAGCAGGACAGGAUCCGGCUGCAGGAGUACAUCCGCAACAACUGGACAUUCCAUGGGAAAGGCCUGUGGUUCUACCAUCCUGGGGAGGACCUACCCUCUCUCACCCUGGUCGGGUCUCCAAACUUUGGUUACCGUUCCGUCCACCGGGACCUGGAAGCUCAGUUGGCUAUAGUCACAGAUAACUGGGCACUUCGCCAGCAGCUACAUCAGGAACAACGACAUCUGUAUCAAGGGACAGAGGAGGUUACCAAGGAGACCUUCCAACGUCCAGAUCGACAAGUGCCCUCCUGGGCCAAAGCUUUGACUCGUGUCAUCAAAAAUUUCUUCUGAUGCCCAGAAACAGGAAACUGAGCGUCGACAUAUCAUGCUGCUACAAUAUCAGAUUCAGGGGAUACGGCAUUCAUGAUGCAAACACAUUCUAGUAAAUUACAGUUCUCAAGGGAAA